Molecule: messenger RNA, 4775 nt
Organism: Monopterus albus (swamp eel)
Lineage: Eukaryota; Metazoa; Chordata; Actinopteri; Synbranchiformes; Synbranchidae
Gene: znf711
Product: zinc finger protein 711
Exons: 9
Coding region: 475-3075 (866 amino acids)
Biological process (GO): regulation of transcription by RNA polymerase II
Cellular component (GO): nucleus
Molecular function (GO): RNA polymerase II cis-regulatory region sequence-specific DNA binding; DNA-binding transcription activator activity, RNA polymerase II-specific; metal ion binding
Source: RefSeq, a predicted model, not a curated record
UACAAAAUUUGAGUGCACAGUCUGCGAUCACAUAAAAAAUAUUAUUUGAUGGUGUGAUAACGUUUCAACAUUGUGUUUAGAUGCAGAGCACAAAUAUGCCCCCAUUAGGAGAAUGUUUGUGUUAAUGUAACUGCUCUCUUAUGCAUGACGCAAAUAGUAAGGGAUCAGCGGUAAACGAGGCCACGCAUUGUCUGCCCCCCGCCCUCCCUCUGCUUGUCAGGAAGCAAGCUGAUUGGCCGAGGCCUAGCAAAGAGUGCCCGGGGAUCCAAAACUGCAGGCCGCACUUAGCUUACCGUCAAAAAUAAACUAAAACAAUAACAGACAAAACUGGGGAGGGAGAGAAACACCGAUUGAGUCAGAAGACGACGUUAUCAGGAUUGUUUACCUUGAUGGAAGGAAGCAGAUCAGAUAUCCUCUUGGUUUUAUUCUAAAGGUUUCUCAUCAAAUGUGAAGGGUUUUUUUCCAAGUAAAGACAUGGAUCAAGGAGGAGGGGUGUUGGAGCUACAUGCUCAAGAGCUAAAGAUGCCCCAUGCUAUGAUCAUGCAAGACUUUGUUGCAGGUAUGGGGGGUCUGGCUCACAUUGAUGGGGAGCACAUUGUGGUUUCAGUGCCCGAGGGUAUGCUUCUUUCUGAUGUGAUGACAGACGAGGGCAUUCUCCUGGAGCAUGGCCUUGAGGUGGAAGGCCUGGAGACCCAGGUGGUUCAAGGCCUGGAGACAGAGGUGGUCGAAGGCCUGGAGACAGAAGUGGUGGAGAGCUUGCAUGCAAAUGUGGAAGGGUUGGAGGCAGACGUGGUUGAGGGGUUACAGACACAUGUGGUUGAACUGGAGGCUCAGGUUGUCGAAGGCCUAGAUGGUGAAGUGGAAGUGGAGGGUCUUGAGGCACAAGUGGUAGAAGGCCUGGAAACUGAGGUAGAUGUUGAGGGCCUGGAAGCUCAUGUUGUCGAGGGCCUUGAGGAGGAGGUGGAAGUGGAGGAUUUAGAAGCUGAGGUUGUUGAAGGUCUGGAGGUAGAUGUGGAAAGUCUGCAGUCUCAAGGGGUGGAGGCCCAUGAAAUGACCAGUGAAGACAUGGUUCCCUCAGAACACAGCGUGAUCAUGCCUGAGAACAUCCUGGGGACAGAAGUUGCAAUAGAGGAAGCUCUGGACCCUCACCACCACCACCACCACCACCACCAUGUCCUAGCUUCAGACCUAAUCCAGGACUCAGACCACCAUCAUGAUGACAUGCCAGACCAGGUGUUUGUUGCAGAGCUACUGUCUGAGCACCCGGACAACACCCUGGAUCACCAGCUUGUGUCAGAAGGCUUAAUGGUGACACAGGCCAACUCUGAGACAAUAAUCCAUGAACAGCUGCCAACUGAGGCUGUUCCCCUGCAGACAGAUGAGGAUGACGAUGCAAGGAGCAGCUCUGAGGAUUACCUCAUGAUCUCCUUGGAUGAGGUGGGAGAGAAGUUGGACAUAGGAGACGCUCCCCUUGAGAUCAGCACUGAGGUAAUGGAGGACAAGGAAUGCAAAGAGGAAGAUGGCUCUGAAGUCAUCAAAGUCUACAUCUUUAAAGCUGAAGCAGAUGACGAUUUAGGUGGAACAGAGGUAAUAACAGAGGAUGAUUACCAGAAUGGCCAUCCUGAUCUGGAAGCAGCAUCAUCAGGCAGACUGGGAGUUGGUCGUGACAAGAUGGUCUACAUGGCAGUCAAGAACCAUCCAAAAGAGGAAGAUGAUGAUGAGGACGACAGUGAUGAGGAUGCUGACAAUGAUGGCAUCAGUAAUGCCAUUGAUCAGGUGAAGAAUGGAACAGCUACACCAUUCCUGCAAAUCCGAGAGGGACUGGGUGCCAACCGUGCCUUAAAACCCAAAGCUAAGAAAAAGAAGAAAGGAGAGAUACGGCAGUGUCAGACCGCUGUUAUCAUUGGCCCAGAUGGCAUGCCUUUAACCGUCUACCCCUGCCACAUCUGUGGAAAGAAGUUUCGCUCACGAGGCUUCCUCAAAUGCCACAUGAAGAACCACCCGGAUCACCUGCUGAAGAAGAAGUACCAGUGUACAGACUGCGACUUUACCACCAACAAGAAGGUCAGUUUCCACAAACACUUGGAGAGCCACAAACUGUUGAGUCACAAUAGCGAGCGGUCUCCAGAAUACACAGAGUACACUCGGCGCUACCAUGAAUCCAGCCCACUGGGCUCUGACAAGCUCAUUGUCAAGGACCGAGAACCCAAACUGCAUCACUGCAAGUACUGUGACUAUGAGACAGCUGAACAGGGCCUGCUCAACCGGCACCUGCUGGCUGUGCACAGUAAGAACUUUGCUCAUGUGUGUGUCGAGUGCGCCAAAGGCUUUCGCCACCCAUCAGAGCUGAAGAAACACAUGAGAACCCACACCGGUGAGAAACCCUACCACUGUCCGCACUGCGAGUUCCGCUGUGCAGAUCAGUCCAACCUAAAGACUCACAUCAAGAGCAAACAUGGUGCAGAUCUGCCUUUCAAGUGCAGCCACUGUCCACAAGCCUACGCUGAAGCACGGGAACUCCAGCGUCAUAUAGAGAUGGUGCAAGGCCACAAGACCCACCAGUGCCCACACUGUGAGCACAAGAGCACCAACUCCAGUGACCUGAAACGACAUAUUAUUUCUGUUCACACUAAGGACUUUCCCCAUCAGUGUGAUGUGUGUGAGAAAGGCUUUCACAGGCCCUCUGAGUUGAAGAAACAUGUGGAGACGCAUAAGGGCAACAAGGUGCACCAGUGCCGGCACUGUAACUUCAACGCUCCCGACACUUUCACCCUGAGUCGCCAUAUUCUGUCCUUACACACAAAGGACCUCCCAUUCAAGUGCAAGCGAUGCCGACGAGGUUUCCGACAGCCUGCUGAGCUGAAGAAGCACAUGAAGAUGCACAGUGGUAGAAAGGUUUAUCAGUGCCAGUAUUGUGAAUAUAACAGUACGGACGCUUCUGGCUUCAAACGCCAUGUCAUCUCCAUUCACACCAAGGACUACCCUCACCGCUGCGACUACUGCACCAAGGGCUUUAGAAGGCCUUCGGAGAAGAGCCAGCACAUAGCCAGGCAUCACAAAGACAUGUUGAUGUAAUGUCAUCGCACACACAAACACACUCCUAUCCUGAGUAAUCUGCGUCGCACACCCAGAGGUAAUUUUAGUGUAUUAACAAAGAAAUGACAGAUGUAGACUGUUGAUGAAGGCGACUUUCUAAUUGCCGUUCUGUGUUGUAAUGGGUGUAACCCUCCACCCCCAGGGUUAAUGCAAGAACACAUUUUAGAUGGGGGUGAAGUCUAAAAAGAGACUUUGUGUACACUGAGUGGGACAGCUGUAAAUGUUGUUUUGUUGCGUAAAAUCACAUAUGAACAUAUAUUCAGGGUUUCAAAUGUCUAUAUUUUUAUACCCACUCAGCUGAAAUGCUGCAAGAUGAUGACUGUGUCCUGUAAAGAGAAAGCGGUGCUUGAACAUCAUGCCAGUUCUUCACAUGAUGUGGAAUGAGUAUAGGAGAGGUUUGCCUCCACAAUACCAACAAGUAUCUAUUUUCCUCCAGCUUUUACCCUGACUUUUGUUUUCAAUGUCAUCUGGUCUUUAAGGGGCAGGGCCAUUCAUGAGCUCAUAAUUGGAUUUGAGUAAUGGUGACAUGCAUUAUGCACCUUAAGACAUAUUAUUCAAUCUAGCAGUUGAAUUUUCACAAUGUUUCCUCCCAAGUCUGAACACUUAAAUUAAUCAUGUAAGAUGUAGUUUAUAUUAUGUUAAAUACAUCAGAAAUGUUUUGGUCUAGCAAGGAGGAGAAGGGUACAAUUGGUAUAUUAGUAGAAUAUCCCUUUAGUGUACACAAUACAUUUCUGACACGGAAAUCUGCUAUGAUGGUGCCGAUAAUUAACAGGUGUAUUAUAUGAACCUCACAGAUGUUUGGCUUCACGUUCAAUAACCCUGAAGUGGUUAUGUCUGACUGCUGCUCUAAGUUGCGCAUGUGCGAUAUUGCCUACGACACAGAUGUCCUCUCUCAGCUAACCAGUUGAUUGCAAUCAUGCCUUACAUGUGUUGGUCUUUCUCCCUUAAGCACUGGUGAACACAGCUAAUCAAAAAAUAAGUGAUUUUUAACUCUCAAACAUGCUGUAUCAAUACCAUUCUCUCAGAGGUUGUGUGUUUGAGUCAGUAGAAAGCACUUUAAUAACUUUUUUGUAUUUUAAUUACAUGUAUGGGGAUAUAUGUACAUAUAGAUCCCAAAAUAAACAGAGAGCUUUGUGAGUGGGUAAAGUUAAUGAUUGUUUUGAGUGUUAUCUCUAGCAAGUGGGCACAAUCCAUUACUGCAUCAAAACUGAAUUGUCAUUGAAAGUGGUGGAUGAAACCAUUUGUUUUGUUCUAUGGAUAAGUGAUUGGGUUUUGUGUUUUGUUUGUGCUCACUAACAACUUCCCAUACCCCAGUUCCACAGUCCUAAGUAACCCCACCCGGUCCCAAGCAUUGGAGUACUCCCUUGAAAUCAGUGGUCAUCAUAUUGGCAUUAGUCUUUAAAGUAUGCACAUAUAUGCUGUCUCCAUGAAAUGGAUUGUGGUAUAUAUUAAAAAUCCCUGCAUUUUGUGUAACUUAAUCUAUAUUUUCUUUCAGUCAGAUUGUGGAUAAACUACUGGUGGGGAAAAAAACCAAAAUAAACAAUUAUCUUUUUAAGCUUUUGUCCUUUCUGUACAGAGAAAAGGAAUUCAUUGUACAUGACUUCAGAAAGGUCCAGUCAGCAAUUUUGUCACUAUUUAACUAUGAGUAUACUGUAUGCACCAACGUACAUACAUAAUUA